UUCUUUGUAUCAAACCUGGCAACCCAGAAAAAGGAAAAUAUGCCCACAGCAGACUACUUGGCAUUAAAGACGACGCUGUGGAAACUGCGCUGACCCGUUUCCAGAAUCUCCUCUUCAGUUUUCUUGCCAACACAGAUUUGGAUCAACUUGGUAGCGAAACGAAAGGAAACCCCAAAUCUUUUCCUAAAUGUUAAAGGACUGAUCGAAACCUCAUUCUUCCAUCCCUCCUGCCAGUUGGGAGCCUUGUUGGCAUCUUCUCUAACAAGAGCAAGGGUUGGGGGGGGGUGACCACUCUUGGAGCCCUUAUUAGACCACCAUCUUAAACACAUUUGAAGUGUUAAUACUGUCUUGAGGAAGUACGCAACCAAACAUUUCCUGGAUACGUCUGGGUGACAACAUGGCAAAGAAAAACAGCCCAAAGGAUACGUCAGGGGUGGUGUUUGACACACGAUCAAAAAUGGCCAUGUCCCAGGGAGGAACAACUGAAAGGAUGAAAGAGAAGAUCAAUGCCGUCAGGGCAGUCGUGCCCAACAAAAGUAACAAUGAGAUUGUGCUGGUGUUGCAGCACUUUGAAAACUGUGUUGACAAGGCCGUUCAAGCUUUCUUAGAAGGCAGUGCAGUUGAGAUCCUGAAGGAGUGGAAUGUCACCGGCAAAAAGAAGCCCAAGAAGAAAAAGAAGCCCAAGCCUCAGCCAGAGGCUUCAGCUGAGCCUGCUGCACCUGAGGCCACAUUGCCUGAGGAGGGCAAGGACGAGGUCAACGGCUUUCAUGCCAACGGAUCAGUAAUGGACGUGGAGUCACUUGAUUCUCUGAGUGAACAGCUGGACUCUGCCUCCCUGGAUGCAGCCGAGCUGGACUCUGAACCUGCAACAUCUGAAACCACUGGUGCAGAAGCGGAAAGUCAAGAUAGCGUUCCAAGUCCCCCCUUACAGCAAGCAGGGAGGAAUCACCAGGUUCCCAGAGGAAACAAGAACCGACACAGGCCGGGCUCCAAUUCACAUCCGCUCACUUUAUCCUUUCCACCCAACACUGAGGAGCAUGGAUCGUCAGGAGUCAAGAAGAUGGCUCCCAACAUUGACCGCUCUGUGAAGGACCUGCAGAGAUGCACCGCCUCACUGACUCGCUACAGGAUAGUGGUCAAGGAGGAGAUGGACUCCUCAAUCAAGAGGAUGAAGCAGACGUUCGCUGAGCUCCAGAGCUCUUUAAUGGACCGAGAAGUGACCCUACUGGGAGAGAUGGACAAAGUGAAGGCAGAGGCCAUGGGGAUUUUAGACUCCCGGCAGAAGAAAGCGGAGGAGCUCCGACGGCUGACCGACCAGUCGGCAUCCAUGUCUGAGGAGCAGCUGACUGAACUGCGUGCAGACAUCAAGCACUUUGUGAGCGAGCGUAAAUAUGACGAGGACCUCGGGAAAGCUGUAAGAUUUACAUUUGAUCUUGAACCGCUGAAGGCAAGCAUCUUAGGGUUUGGAUCAGUUUACCAUCCGCAUACGGGCUACUCGCACCGGUCCCGCUGUAGCUCCACGUCCUCUGCAGUCGCCAGCCCGAGCCAGCUGGAACCUCCUGCUCCCACCCAGACCCAAAGCCCCCCCAGUGAAAACCGCCCUCCACCGAACAAACAGAUUUUCCAAGGCAACAGGCGUACUUUCCAGGGACAAGGGUAUCAUUCGGGGGCUCAGAGGUAUAACGGCGCUUCCUACCAAGACCGGCACGCCGCUCGUGCUAAUCACCGCUACCAGAGCGACGGCGGCUCUUCUGGUCCUUCACCGCAGUCGCACGGCUCCAGAGGUCCCCACCAUUUCCCCACAUCCUCCUACAACCCAGACCGACCCUCUCAUAACGGGCUGCCCCAAAGGCUUCCGCGGACGCAAUGCCCCUGACAUUGGCAAUCCCGCGCUCAAUCAAACCCGUCUAACUAACCCUUGCACUCGUCUCCCCAUAGCCUCCCCCAUGCCUUCUACACUCUCCCCUCUACUAACUCCUUUCAAUGAAGAAUAGAAUACAUGUUUACAUAUUUCUGUCAGUCGAGCUGUAGGGCCACCUCUCUACAUCAAACUUGAAACGCUUUCACUGUCCUGUAAUCGCUCUUCCCUUUCGCAUUUCGUCCAUCCUGGUUAAGGUAACCGCUUCUAUCUUUAGGCUCCCUUUUGAAAGAUCUCAUUGCUAUGCUACUCUGUAGUCUCUGUUCUUAUUUUCUACAUUUAAGCUGUCUGCCAGAGACCGCCGUGAUUACCUGGAACAAUUUGUGCACUAUUGAAGUCGAGCUCUUAGUUCUAUUUCUAUUUUUGCCGUGGCUUAUGUCAGCUCUCUGAUUUGCACCUCAGAUCUCCUCAAUUGUUUUUGUUUUUUUUCGUCUCCCAGAGCCAUUUCAAUGCCUUCGCCGUGGUAAGCGUAGUGUAAGUGCAAAAGCAGUUCUAGCAUUUACAGAGAUUAUUGUGAUCAUGAGAAUAGACCUGCAAUCAACACUACAGACUAUCAUUAAUCUUUACGAUGUA
Messenger RNA from Etheostoma cragini (Arkansas darter), 2491 nucleotides. RefSeq names its product spermatogenesis associated serine rich 2 (gene spats2). The transcript is spliced from 13 exons. Bases 398 to 1876 code for a protein of 492 amino acids. The record is from RefSeq and is a predicted model, not a curated record. Gene Ontology annotation, molecular function: protein binding. Gene Ontology annotation, cellular component: cytoplasm. NCBI's taxonomy places the organism in Eukaryota, Metazoa, Chordata, Actinopteri, Perciformes, Percidae.